This is a messenger RNA of Hibiscus syriacus, 1162 nucleotides long. Its product is annotated as septum-promoting GTP-binding protein 1-like. The transcript has 6 exons. The record is from RefSeq and is a predicted model, not a curated record. NCBI's taxonomy places the organism in Eukaryota, Viridiplantae, Streptophyta, Magnoliopsida, Malvales, Malvaceae. Gene Ontology annotation, molecular function: GTPase activity; GTP binding. The coding region runs from base 168 to 1001 and encodes 277 amino acids.
GCGGUCAACAGUCCCGUUAAAGUAGUUCAUUUUCGUCGCUAAAAGCUCACGUCCCAAAAAUUUCAAACUUGUUUUCUUUCUCCAGGCUUCUUAUUGUGUCUCUUUCUUUUUCCACGGCCAAAAUCAUCGUGAUUCUCGUCGUUCUAGGCGAGAAAGAUUGCCGGAUUAUGACCCGAUUCUGCCCCAGGUUGGUUAAACUCAACCUCCGUCGCGGGUUCCAGCGUCGCGGGUUGAUUCUCCGACGCUGCAUUCGUGGCUUUUGGGACCGAUUCCUUAUUUGUUCCCUGCCGAAGCCUAUGAAGCAUCGGUAUCGAGUUAUAAUCGCUGCAACCCCCUCCGCACCUUCGCAUGCUCCGCCGCAUUCCGCUUCAUCGAGAGGCGGAACGGCGCCUGUUUGUUACCACGGCCACCAUGAGCGAAAGGACUCGGAUUUGGUUCAGUUGAAGAUCAGUCUCCUGGGUGAUGCUCAAACCGGGAAAACUAGCUUUCUGAUGAAAUACAUUGGAAAUGAAAUCGAGUUCGAACAAGGCAAUCAAGAGAAAGGGUUGAAUUUGAUGGAUAAAACAUUUUUUGUAAGUGGAGCAAGGAUCUAUUACUGCAUCUGGGAAGUUGAUGGUGUUGAUAAAUCUCGAGAUCAUAUUCCUCUGGCUUGUAAAGACUCUGUAGCAAUUCUUUUCAUGUUCGAUCUCACGAGCAGGUGCACUUUGAACAACAUCGUAAACUGGUAUCAAGAAGCCAGGAAAUGGAAUCAGACAGCAAUACCGAUUUUAAUAGGAACCAAAUUCGAUGAUUUCAUUGAACUUCCCCUAGAUUUGCAGUGGACAAUCGCCAGUCAGGCAAGGGCGUAUGCGAAGGCCAUAAACGCGACCCUGUUCUUUUCGAGUGCUACAUACAACAUCAACGUGAGCAAGAUUUUCAAGUUCAUCACAGCAAAACUCUUCGACCUGCCUUGGACGGUCGAACGCAACCUUAACGUCGGAGAGCCCAUCAUCGAUUUCUAGAAAGUUUCAUCAUGUCUGUAAUGUAGAUAAUAUAGACAAUGUCCCAAAGGGGUCAAUCCUCAGCCAACCGGUCACCGGACUUUAUGUUUUUUUUACUCCGUCGGUCUUGUCGGUGAUAUUCGAGUUGUUUCACUGUGGGGGGAAAUCCCAUGUUUAAGCAA